AUGGGUCAAAAUUCUGUUCUCUCUCAAUUUAAUUCGGUGCAGUCUGCCAACGCUGCUUGGUCCUCCUCUUACAAUCAGGAAACUGAAUUAUACGGCCUUGGCACCACUGAUACUGACGAUCUGGGUGUUAUGCUCGGGUCUGACUGGUGGACUAGUAUCACUUCUACUUCAACUGAUCAUGGCGAUGCUACUGCCAAUAGUAUCACCAUUCAUUCCACUACUGAAUCCGGCUCUUCCACCAUUACUUAUUCUGGCAGCGCCAUAAAGCCACAGAGCAGUAGUUCUACAGGCUCUUCAUCUAGUGGAUCCACCAUUACUUAUUCUGGCAGCGCCAUAAAGCCACAGAGCAGUAGUUCUACAAGCUCUUCAUCUAGUGGAUCCACCACUGCUUCAGGGAUGGCUGCUGCCAAUAGUGUACAAAUUGUAGGUGUCAGUGCUUUGAUGGCUGCUGUUGGCCUCGCUUUGUUAUGA
Saccharomycopsis crataegensis is the source of this 471-nucleotide messenger RNA. RefSeq lists its product as uncharacterized. The record is from RefSeq and is a predicted model, not a curated record. The transcript has a single exon. The coding region runs from base 1 to 471 and encodes 156 amino acids. NCBI's taxonomy places the organism in Eukaryota, Fungi, Ascomycota, Saccharomycetes, Ascoideales, Saccharomycopsidaceae.